Molecule: messenger RNA, 448 nt
Organism: Zophobas morio
Lineage: Eukaryota; Metazoa; Arthropoda; Insecta; Coleoptera; Tenebrionidae
Exons: 2
Coding region: 23-424 (133 amino acids)
Molecular function (GO): odorant binding
Source: RefSeq, a predicted model, not a curated record
ACUGACCACUUCGAACCAAACAAUGUUGCAACUAAGUGUUUUCCUCCUUUGUGCAAUUUGUGCAUCCGCUAUGGAUCUCAAAACAUUUCGUGAGGAACUUUUGGCUGAUGAAGAUUUUAUGGCUGCCAGAGAUUACUGUUUGGAACAGUUAGGGAUGAAGGUUGAUGAUCUCAAGCUUGCUGCAACCGGCGAUGAAGUUCCUGAAAAUUUGCUUUGCUUUGCUAAGUGUUUGCAAGAAAAACAAGGUUAUGUAGACGCUGAAGGUACGAUAGAUUUGGAUAAUAUGAAAGCCUUACCUGUUUUCUCGCACAUACCUGACGAUAAAAAAGAUGAUGUCAUGGCUUGUCUUGAAAACAUGGGGAAGAUCGAGACUUGUGCAGACAUACAGAAAGAACGAGAAUGUUUCCACAACAAUCUGAAUUAAGUUUGAAUGAAAUGUUUUAAGCAC